UCCCAACCCAAAUCCCUAUUUAUACCCGUCCUCCCACCCCAACGCAAACCAUCCGAAAAAAUCCCAGCUUUCGAAAACCUCGCAAUCGUUUGAGAGAGAGAGAAAGAGAGAGAUGGAGAGUCCUUUCUUCGCUAGCCGACGGAAUCCAAUUCGCUAUGGCUACGUUGCCCAGCCGAGGCCUCGCCCGCCGGCGGCGAAGUCCCGGGUCGUAUCUAUCCCUGUCCAAUUCGUCAGGUCAGAGGAGGAAGAGAAGACGGCGAAGAAGCCUGCCGCCGCAGCCGCCGUGCAACAGCCGGCGGAGGUCGACCGGGCGGGGGCCGCCGUCAAGGUCCAGAAGGUCUUCCGCGGGUUCUUGGUGCGGAAGAACGUAAGGCUUGUCCACAAGGUCGCAGCUGAGGUGGACGAGAUCGAGAGGAAGAUUAGAGCGGAGGAGGAGGUGAUAAGGAGGGACGAGAAGGAGCGGCUGAGGGUGAAUGAGAUGCUGAUGGCGUUGUUGUUGCGAUUAGAUUCGGUACGUGGGGUGAGGGAUUAUCGGAAGAAGGUGAUCCGGAAAGUGAUCUCGCUGCAGGACGCCGUGGAUUCGAUCGCCGCCGCUCGGGAUGAGAAGGAAGUCGGAGGCGAAACCCUAGGCGCAGAUAUUGGUGCACCGGUCGAAACCCUAGAGUCGCCGGCGGUGGCAGAGGAGCACCGCAUCGUUGAAGAAGCCGUCCCUCAAGAAUGCAAAGACGGGAUCUCGGAAACCCUAGAUGCCCAGAAAGAGGAAGCGAAGGCAGAGGAGGAUGAGUCCCUCGAAGAAACCCUAGAAGCGAAGGAUGAAGCACCAGAAAGAGAGGAGGACCUUGCAGAAGGUCCGGUCACGAUAGAAUCGAAGAGCGUCGAGGUGGGCAACAUCGGAGAUCCCAUGGAGGAAACCCUAGGAAACUACCCAGCGGACACAGCUCCACUGGGAACAGGGGGUAAAACAGAGGAAGUAGUGGAGGAAUCCGAGUUGAAAGAGGAAGGUGCCAUCUUCGAUCCAAUGGAGAAAGAGAGGGCCACUGAGAUCGGGGCAGAAGAAAGGAGCACAACCUCGGAUCAGAUGCAAGGAGUGGUGGAGAGCCCGGGGGUGAAGGAGGUGAUGGAGAGGGUGGUGGCAGAGAACGAGAGGCUGAAGGGACUGGUGGCGGAGCUCUGCGAGAGAAGCGCCCAGCAAUGCCGUCUGAUGGGAGGGCUGGUGGAGAGGGUGGAGCAUUUGGAGAGGAGGAUGGAGAAAAGGAGGAGGAAGAACAUGAAGAGAAGGCAUGCUGAGAAUAAAUAUAUCCUCUGCUCUUGAGAAGCGAAGGAGCAUAUGUUUUGUUGUCUAAAAUGGUGUCUGUUGCAUUUUUUGUGGAUAUGUUUUCGUGAUCAAUAGUACCUGUGUCUUUCUCAACUUAGCCUGGAAUAAAGAGAUUAUAUGGAUUGUUUCAAGGAAAUCGUUUGCGUUAUAUUCUUUUUCUUUUCUGGUUUGUAAGUUGGUGAGGUUAUGAGACUUUUCCAGAAGUGUUCAAUGAUUGCUGGAUCACCAUUGUUGAUAUCAACCUCAGGUACUGGUUAAUGUUGAGUGGGUA
Messenger RNA from Elaeis guineensis (African oil palm), 1586 nucleotides. RefSeq lists its product as uncharacterized. Gene Ontology annotation, molecular function: protein-folding chaperone binding. The record is from RefSeq and is a predicted model, not a curated record. Gene Ontology annotation, cellular component: plasmodesma. Lineage: Eukaryota; Viridiplantae; Streptophyta; Magnoliopsida; Arecales; Arecaceae. Gene Ontology annotation, biological process: protein folding.